AUGGCAACCAGUGUUCGAUAUGAGGAUAGGCUAGAGGGUGCCUCCAACUACUUGCAGUGGAAGGAACAACGUGUGACUCUUUUCAGAAUAGUUUUCAAUACAGUUAAUGUCCAAGUCGAAAAUGUUGAGGAAAUUACCAAAAGGCAACUCCAAGAAGUUCCAGAGAGAUAUAUGAGACAUGAUGAAGAGAUAGCAGCAAUUCUACAUGAUCAAUCUGACUCUAAUCAAAACGUUCUCAUUACUGACAUGGGCAAGAUUGCACAAGCACAACACAGACAAGAAGAGAUCAGAAAGAUUGCUCAAGCUUGUGAAGACUGGAAAAAAUUUCAGGGUGAAGAGACUUGGGAAAGAGUUUUCCAGUUGCUAUUGAAGAAGAAGCAGAGAUAUUCAGUGAAGCCUGGGAAUCUUCAGGGCAAUGGCAAGACCUCCGUUGUGUCUGAAAAUAAAAAGAUGGAUUGGGGUAAUUUGUUAGGCCUGAUCAUGUCUCCUCCUGAAUGCAGGGAUAUGAACUUGUGGUCUACAGAACCUGUUGAUUUCAGAUAUUGUAGAUUGCCAUAG
This is a messenger RNA of Cryptomeria japonica (Japanese cedar), 558 nucleotides long. Its product is annotated as S-norcoclaurine synthase 1-like. The record is from RefSeq and is a predicted model, not a curated record. NCBI's taxonomy places the organism in Eukaryota, Viridiplantae, Streptophyta, Pinopsida, Cupressales, Cupressaceae. The transcript is spliced from 3 exons. The coding region runs from base 1 to 558 and encodes 185 amino acids.